This is a messenger RNA of Daktulosphaira vitifoliae (grape phylloxera), 1867 nucleotides long. Its product is annotated as RING-type E3 ubiquitin-protein ligase PPIL2. Gene Ontology annotation, biological process: protein peptidyl-prolyl isomerization; protein folding; protein polyubiquitination. The record is from RefSeq and is a predicted model, not a curated record. Gene Ontology annotation, molecular function: peptidyl-prolyl cis-trans isomerase activity; ubiquitin-ubiquitin ligase activity. Gene Ontology annotation, cellular component: catalytic step 2 spliceosome. NCBI's taxonomy places the organism in Eukaryota, Metazoa, Arthropoda, Insecta, Hemiptera, Phylloxeridae. The transcript is spliced from 10 exons. The coding region runs from base 240 to 1802 and encodes 520 amino acids.
UUGAAUUUAAUAUUAAGUCUAUAUAAUAAAAUAUUAUUAUUGUAUAAUAUUUUUUAUUCAUAAAUAAAAUUGUUUUCAUUUUAUUUAUACUUUAAUAAGUCAUGAAAUAUUUAAUAAACUAUCAACUAUUAAUCAAUAAAUAAUUUAAUAAAUUAGAAUUUGAAUUAGUUUUAAGCUUAGUACUUUAUCAUUACUUUAGUAAUUAUCAAUUACUGUUUGAACGAAAUAAACUAUUCAAAAUGGGUAAACGACAACAUCAAAAAGAUAAAAUGUAUCUCACAUACACAGAGUGGUCAACUUUAUAUGGUGGUAAAAGACCAGGAAUUGAAAAACCAAAAUUUGCACGUUUACCGUUUGACCACUGUUGUGUAUCACUGGUAGUGUUUAAAAAUCCCUAUUGUGAUCCUGAUGGCAAUAUUUUUGAAUAUGAAGCAUUACUAGAAUACCUUCAACAGUUUAAACAUAAUCCAGUUACAGGCAAGCCAUUAGAUUUGAAACAGCUGACAAAAUUAAAUUUUCAUCGUAAUGCAGCUGGUGAAUACCAUUGUCCAGUUCUGUUUAAAUCAUUGACAAAACACUCGCAUAUAGUAGCAAUCAAAACAACUGGAAACGUCUUUUCAUAUGAGGCUAUCGAACAAUUAAAUAUAAAGACAAAAAACUGGAAAGAUCUUUUAAAUGAUGAACCUUUUCAACGUAAAGACAUAAUAACUCUACAAGAUCCAACGCACUUAGCAAAAUUUAAUAUUGCUAAGUUUCAUCAUGUUGUAAAAAAAAUUAAAGUUACUGACCCUGAAGAAGAAGCUCAAUUUAAAGACCCAGAAGGUCAGUUGAAAACUGUUUCCAAGACUACAAGAGAUAUCUUAGAUACUCUAGGAAGAGAUUACAAGGAGCCUGAAAAAAAAAUUACUGAAGAAAUUAAAAAACCUGAUAAAUUGAAUGCUGCUCACUAUUCUACUGGUCAUGUUGCUGCUAGCUUUACAUCAACAGCCAUGGUUCCAGUUUGGAAGCAUGAAGCAGCAAUUUUAGAAGAAAACGAAAUUCGUUAUGAGCGCAUAAAAAAAAAAGGUUAUGUUCGUUUAGUCACCAAUUAUGGACCACUAAAUUUAGAAUUGUUUUGCCAAGAAGUUCCUAAAACUUGUGAAAAUUUUAUGAAACUAUGUCAAAAAGAAUACUAUGAUGGCACAAUAUUUCAUAGGUCAAUACGUAAUUUUAUGAUCCAAGGUGGUGAUCCAACAGGCACGGGUAAAGGUGGAGAAUCAUUUUGGGGCGAAUCUUUUGAAGAUGAAUUCAAACAAAAUUUAACUCACUCUGGUCGCGGAAUUCUUUCUAUGGCGAAUUCCGGACCUAACACAAACAAAUCACAAUUUUUUAUUACUUAUCGCUCUUGCAAACAUUUGGAUAAUAAACACACUGUGUUUGGUCGUAUAGUUGGUGGCUUUGAAACACUUAAUGCCAUUGAAGAAAUAGAAGUAGACAACAAAGAUAGGCCAAUAUCUGAUAUUAAUAUAAUAAGAACACAUAUAUUUGUGGAUCCAUUUCAAGAAGUUGAUGACAAAAUUGCUGAGGAACGCCAAGAAAAAUUAAGUGAUGUAGAAUCAAGCAGUCAAUGUACCAAUAAAAAUGAAAAUAAUUCUGUUUCUAGUGUUGCUAUUCCUGGAGUUAUACUGAAAACUUACAAAUCUGGCGUUGGAAAAUAUAUUAAUCCCUCUGUUUUAAAACAGCCUAAAGUUGACAGUGAUGAACUACCAAUUAAAAAAAAAAAAGAUGUUGGUUAUGAUUUUCACAGCUUUAAUAACUGGUAAAAAUGAAAGUUUUUAUAAUUUAUAUAUUUUUUUUAACAUUCAAAUAAACAUAAAUAAUUAUAUAA